Dibothriocephalus latus is the source of this 270-nucleotide messenger RNA. The record is from the annotation of a GenBank genome assembly. Lineage: Eukaryota; Metazoa; Platyhelminthes; Cestoda; Diphyllobothriidea; Diphyllobothriidae.
AUGGUCGAUUUCUUCACCAAGAUGGCAGAGCCCGUUCCGCUACCUGACACCUCCGUCAUAAAGGCCUUCCUCCACCGCCAUCCUCCGGCCACCUGGGACGACGCUCUAUCAGCCUAUCUUUUGGCAUACCGAUCCACGGUAAAUGCCACCACACACUACACACCUUUCUUCCUCACAUGCGGACGGGAUAGGCAGCUUCCGGAGGACCUGGUAUUCCACUUGUCUCGCCAAGCUGAACAUGUUGAUACGUAUGCCUUGCGGGCACAUUAA